AUGUCCGUCCCCGCGCACAUUCCUGUCGAGCAGCGCUAUGCGGCCGCCGAUGCCGCGCACGCGGCGCAGCUCUCGGGCAUGAGCCAGACGCAGCGCAUGCUCGCCGGGCUGCCCUACGAUCCCGCCGACGCCGCCCUCGUCAAGGCCCGGCUGCGCGUGCGGCGCAUCUUCAGGCAGUUCAACCUCAGCGAAACACCCGCGGACGAUGCGGUCGGCAUGGGAGUGGAGCGGAGGCGGCUCUUCGCCGACCUGCUGGGCAUCAAGGAGAGCGACAUGGCGCAGAAUGUCUUCGUCGAGCCGCCGUUUUGGUGCGACUACGGCACCAACAUCCGCCUCGAAGGCAACUGGUACUGCAACUUCAACACGACCAUCCUCGACUGCGCAGAGGUCGUCAUUGGCGACGGCGUGCUGUUUGGGCCCAACGUCCACCUGUACGGCGGCACGCACACGACGGCCGUGCCGGAGCGUGUCGCAGGCCUGGAGCGUGCGCUGCCCAUCAUCAUCGGGCGCGACUCCUGGAUCGGCGGCAAUGUCUCCAUCAUGGCAGGCGUCACUAUCGGACGGGGCUGCACUGUCGGCGCGUGA
This is a messenger RNA of Tilletiopsis washingtonensis, 585 nucleotides long. RefSeq names its product trimeric LpxA-like protein. The transcript is spliced from 4 exons. The coding region runs from base 1 to 585 and encodes 194 amino acids. Gene Ontology annotation, molecular function: acetyltransferase activity. The record is from RefSeq and is a predicted model, not a curated record. Lineage: Eukaryota; Fungi; Basidiomycota; Exobasidiomycetes; Entylomatales.